This is a messenger RNA of Anopheles coustani, 567 nucleotides long. RefSeq lists its product as uncharacterized. The record is from RefSeq and is a predicted model, not a curated record. Lineage: Eukaryota; Metazoa; Arthropoda; Insecta; Diptera; Culicidae. The transcript is spliced from 2 exons. The coding region runs from base 1 to 567 and encodes 188 amino acids.
AUGCUUACCAAAAAAGAGAAACUACUCAUCCGCCCAUGGCAGAUGCAGCGUUACAUUAAUCAUAGAAUAAAGGUUGUGACUGCCAUGCCGGCUAUCGAUUUCCAUCCACCACCGGAAAGGAUUCAUAUUACCCAAAAGUUGAAGAAACAACAAAAGGAACUCGAAAGGAAGGAGAAAAUCGAGCAGGAAAACAUUCGGCUUCUGCAACGCCUUGGGGCCAUAAUGAGCAAGAAACGUCUUGAUAAUAUCUGGACCUACACCCGUCCGAACUUCCUGAGCAGGGAAUACAUCUACCCGGUCCGCCCCAAGACCGCUCCGGAUUCGUCGGGUUAUCCUCGAUCAUCAGCCAGAAAGAUUGCCGAUGUAACUACCUCUCCGCUGGCCAAGGGAAGCAAAUCAACCCGUUGUACCGCCUGCAGCACAUCAGCUCGCUUAUCAACACAACUAAAUCGGGUAACUCCAGAAGGUCGUAUGCCCUGGGCCCCACAGAAGAAAACUACCAACCGGAAACUGCUGCAGGAGGCUGAAACUGAACAACACGUUUGCUGUCGAUUCUGCUGCUGCUGA